Messenger RNA from Blepharisma stoltei, 342 nucleotides. NCBI's taxonomy places the organism in Eukaryota, Ciliophora, Heterotrichea, Heterotrichida, Blepharismidae. The record is from the annotation of a GenBank genome assembly.
AUGAAGGUGGAAGGAAAAGGUGCGAAAGGAAUCAAAGGCAAGGGGAAAGGCAAAGGAUUAGGGAAGAUUGGGGGAAAACAAAAGAGACGGCAUGUUAUCAGGGAAAAUAUACAAGGAAUCACCAAGCCGGCAAUUAGACGUUUGGCCCGUAGAGGUGGAGUGAAAAGACUGAGUGGGCUGGUGUAUGAUGAAACGAGAAAUGUCCUGAAAUCGUUCUUAGAAAAUGUUGUAAGAGAUGCGGUUACAUAUACUGAGCAUGCAAGGAGAAAAACAGUAACGGCACUUGAUGUGGUUUAUGCGUUGAAACGCCAAGGAAGAACGCUUUAUGGAUUUGGAGGCUAA